CCGGCUCAGGAAGUCCGCCCGUGCCUCAUUGCCCGCCACACCCGCUGUCCCCGCAGGGCCGCAAGUGGUGGAUGGGCGCUGAGGAACCCUGGCAGACGCUGGCCUGCUGUAUGGAGGUGGCGAGUGCCGUGCGCUCCUCCGACCCUGCUGCCUACGUCUCCCACCUCCCCGUCCAUCAGGACGGCUCUUGCAACGGCCUACAGCAUUAUGCUGCCCUGGGCCGCGACAGCGUGGGCGCCGCCUCUGUCAACCUGGAGCCCGCGGAUGUGCCCCAGGAUGUGUACAGCGGCGUGGCUGCGCAGGUGGAGGUGUUCCGUAGGCAGGACGCGCAGCGGGGCACGCAGGUGGCACAGAUGCUGGAAGGUUUCAUCACCCGCAAGGUGGUGAAGCAGACGGUGAUGACUGUGGUAUACGGGGUCACCCGCUACGGCGGCCGUCUGCAGAUUGAGAAGCGCCUCCGGGAGCUGACCGACUUUCCCCAGGAGUUCGUGUGGGAGGCCUCCCACUACCUCGUCCGCCAGGUCUUCAAGAGUCUACAAGAGAUGUUCUCGGGGACCCGGGCCAUCCAGCACUGGCUGACUGAGAGCGCCCGCCUCAUCUCCCACAUGGGCUCCGUGGUGGAGUGGGUCACACCCCUGGGUAUCCCCAUCAUCCAGCCCUACCGCCUGGAGCUCAAGGUCAAGCAAGUACGAGGUGGGAUUCAGAGCAUCACCUACACUCACAACGGAGACAUCAGCCAGAAGCCCAACACGCGUAAGCAGAAGAACGGGUUCCCGCCGAACUUCAUCCACUCGCUGGACUCCUCGCAUAUGAUGCUCACUGCCCUGCACUGCUACAGGAAGGGCCUGACCUUCGUCUCUGUGCACGACUGUUACUGGACCCACGCGGCUGAUGUCACCGUCAUGAACCAGGUGUGCCGGGAGCAGUUUGUCCGCUUGCACAGUGAGCCCAUCCUGGAGGACCUGUCCAGGUUCCUGGUCAGGCGGUUCUGCCCUGACCCCAGACCCCAGAAGCUCUCCCGGUGCUGGGAGGCCAGCCAGCUGAAGGCGACACUGCAGGCAGUACCCAAGCCAGGGGCCUUCGACCUGGAGCGGGUGAAGCAUUCCACCUACUUUUUCAGCUGACACCCGGCGGGCCUUGUGCCAGUGUGUAAAUAAAAAUCUUUUCCCACCUCCA
Piliocolobus tephrosceles (Ugandan red Colobus) is the source of this 1176-nucleotide messenger RNA. RefSeq names its product DNA-directed RNA polymerase, mitochondrial. The record is from RefSeq and is a predicted model, not a curated record. Gene Ontology annotation, cellular component: mitochondrial DNA-directed RNA polymerase complex. Gene Ontology annotation, biological process: mitochondrial transcription. The transcript has 11 exons. Lineage: Eukaryota; Metazoa; Chordata; Mammalia; Primates; Cercopithecidae. The annotation marks the transcript as partial. Gene Ontology annotation, molecular function: DNA-directed RNA polymerase activity; mitochondrial promoter sequence-specific DNA binding.